CCGGGUUGUAUUGUGUAGAUUUUGAUUUUCAUCAGAUCAGAAAGAAAACAACUUUUAUAAGAACAUAACAAAAAUGUUGACUGAUGUUAAUGAUGACGUUAAAGCUGCUUCUGCACGUAGAAUGACUCUACACUCUAUUGACGCCAUUCUGAGAUCUGAAUCGUCAAAAGCGGAAGAGAAUGAGGACCACAUACAAGCUGAAAACCGAGCCAAACUCUCAGAAGCGGAUGAAACAGAGAAAAUGGAGCCUGGAGUCAGUACAUCACCGCCAGUAUCCCCUAAAUUCUCCUGUAGAACCCCAGACUCGUUUUCAAUCUCCGAGGCAGCACUCAAACGGAAAUCAAAUUCACCAGAACCGGAUGUAAGCAUGGACUCUCAUAAGAAGAGGAGGUUCCGGACUACUUUUACUGCUGAUCAGCUUAAAUGCCUGGAAAAUGUUUUCCGUGUUACACAUUAUCCAGAUGUGAAUGCCAGAGAGGAACUGUCGCAGAAAACGGGACUCCCAGAGGCCAGGGUUCAGAUCUGGUUUCAAAACAGACGGGCAAAGUGGAGGAAAUAUGAAAAACUUGGUAACUUUGGGGGUCUGCAAGACUUAAAAGAAGUACAUUACGUACCCGCCCCUAAAACCUCUACUCUACGGGGCGACGUAUCACCUUUGCCAUUCCAGGUGUCUAUACCAAAACUUUUUGAUUCAACUAAAAAAGAACCUGUUAGUGACGAGGAUGAAGCAAUGCCCCUUAAUCUGACAAAACCCCAUGUGCCAUACUUCCCGUCCACUUUUCCGUUUUAUGGACUGAAUCCUUUGACUUAUGCAGCUACCAUGUCCAUUUUCGGAAGAUAUGGGUCCUCAUUUGUCGAUUCAUCUCAACGCACCGGAAGUAUUACGUCACUUCGAAUGAAGGCUCGUGAACAUGAAGCAGCUUUGGGAAUGCAAGUUCCGUACAAAUAGAAACACUUCCACUACAAUUGCAUUUUCAUUCGUCCACAUUUUUCAAUGUUUACCACAAAGGGAGGCUGUUGUCUUUAAUUUUGAUAUGCAUUUAUAUAUGUAUAUAUUCUGUACAUUAUCUGUGAUAUGCAUGUAAUAUACUGUAUACCCAGCACAUAUGCCACAGUGGAAACUUGUUUGAGUAUCCGAUUUUUGAUACUGAAAGGAGGAAUAAAUGAAGUAAUACUCGUG
Molecule: messenger RNA, 1180 nt
Organism: Saccostrea echinata
Lineage: Eukaryota; Metazoa; Mollusca; Bivalvia; Ostreida; Ostreidae
Product: short stature homeobox protein 2-like
Exons: 4
Coding region: 74-949 (291 amino acids)
Biological process (GO): regulation of transcription by RNA polymerase II
Molecular function (GO): RNA polymerase II transcription regulatory region sequence-specific DNA binding; DNA-binding transcription factor activity, RNA polymerase II-specific
Source: RefSeq, a predicted model, not a curated record